AUGGAGUGCGUUUGCUUGGCCCAGCUGAAGGUCAACUGCCCUCCUCCCCUUCCUCCCCUUCCUCCCCUCCCUCCCCUCCCUCCCCUCCGUCCCCUCCGUCCCCUCCCUCCCGUCCCCCCCCUCCCUCCCACUACUGCUGCCGCUGGUAACGCUGGUGGGUCCACUAGCAUGUCCUGCCUGCCGGCACGCCCACCUGCCCACCCGCCUGCCUGCCUGCCCACAUGGGUGGUGCAUGCAGACAUCCUCAAGUGGCCCGUGCACACCCUCCUGCCUGCUCGCCUGCAGCGCCUCACUCGCACAGCAGGGGGCGACGCACACACACUGGGAGGGGCGGGGGGAAGGGCAGCACAAGGCGAAGGGGUGUUGGCGAUUGGUGGGGCAGAAGCACGCACGAGUGGGAUGGAUGGCAUGGUGGGAGAACCGCCAGUGGUUCUUGCUGCUGCACGCCCUGCUGCUGCUCCCACAGCUGGCGCUGUGGCGAGCAGAGGCAGCGAGGGGAGUGGAGGCAGCAGUGCCUUGCGUGCCAAGGUCCCCCACCACACCCCCUGCAGUGCCCUCCCUUUGACAUCUGCCACUCUCUCCUUACCUCCCACCUCACACCGGGCCUCGAGUGCAUGGCAGGUGGUGACCAACCUGCCCUUCAGCAUCACCACUGCCUUCCCCUUCAAUGCCCCCCUGCCUGACGUGCCUCUCGCCCGUGCGCCUCUCUCCCAGGUGGUGACGAACCUCCCCUUCAACAUCACCACGGACUUUCUGCGCCUCUUCCUGCCCCUCGGCCACCUCGUCUCCACCGUCGUCUGCAUGCUGCAGGUGAGGUGCGGUGAGGAUGACGCGGCGCAGCGGCUGGUGGAUGCAACACCGGCAGCGUCGCAGUACCGACCGAUGAGUGUGGUGGUGCACUACUAUGCAGGGUGCAGUACUAUGCAGGUGAGCACUCGGCUCUGCCUGAGCAAGCAGCACCAUGUCACUGCUUCCCCAAUACACUGCAAUCCCCUCAUCUCUUACUCUGCAAUCCCCUCAUCUCUUACUCUGCAACCUUUAUUCUCAAUUCCCUCCUCAUCUCUCACUCCCCUCUCCCCAUCUCUCACUCCCCUCUCCCCAUCUCUCACCCCCCUCUCCCCAUGUCUCACUCCCCUCUCCCCAUGUCUCACUCCCCUCUCCCCAUCGCUCACUCUCCCCCACACAUGCAUCGCCCUUCCCCCAUCAGACCCCACCUAUCAGUUCUUCGUCAGCCGCCGCAGCUUCCUACCGCCCCCCAAUGUAUGUUCCAAGGGUCAUGUCUGUCAGAAGAAUGAACGACAAUGA
Closterium sp. Naga37s-1 is the source of this 1305-nucleotide messenger RNA. The record is from the annotation of a GenBank genome assembly. Lineage: Eukaryota; Viridiplantae; Streptophyta; Zygnematophyceae; Desmidiales; Closteriaceae.